UCCCUCUCUCUCUCUCUCUCUCUCUCUCUCUCUCUCUCUCUCCCUCUCUCUGUAUUUGUGUCUUUGUAAAUGUCUUUAUUCAGAAGCCAAAGAGUCUAUCUAAAACCACAGCCUUUAUGCAUGCCUUUAAUCCAUGUGUUAGAUUUGAUCAAUUGUUUAGAGACAUUAAUAUGCACGCCAUGUGUUUGAUCAAAUGUUUUCAUGGAUGAUCAAGAAAUCUGCAUUCGAUGUCACUACUGUUCAUAAGUAAUUGAAGUUGGCACGGCAGUCCCUAGAAGGAAAAAUUAAAAAAAAUAAUAAUAGACUGUGUCGUCAUGAGUUGUGGCAUGAGUGGAAUGGGCAUAGCAGGGGAAGAGUAUGUGGAAUUUCAAUGUCCAUUUCUCGUCUUCUCUAACUACUACUAGUUUCUCUGUUGAAAUACAACCAAGGUAUGAAGUUUCAUCUUCUCUUCCAUCACGGUUACAUGGCAACACCGUAUCUGAGAUCAGUCAAAAUGGUAUCUUCUUUCUGUACAUCUGCAUUGAAGUGGGAAGGUGGUGUUUCAAUGGUGCAAGGAGCUUCCAGAGGCAUUGGCCUCGAAUUUGCAUCGGCGAAAUCCAUAAGAGAGAGAUAUGGCUCUUUAAACCUUCUGAUUAAUGCGUCUGGCAUUCUCUCAAUACCUGAUGUUUUCCAACCAGAAACAUCGUUGAGCAAAGUACAGAAAUCAUCCUUGUUACUGGCUUACGAGGUUAAUGCUGUGGGUCCAAUUUUGGUGAUAAAGCACAUGUGGCCUCUCCUAAAGGUUGGAGGAGGGUAUGGGACUGAAAGAGAUGUUGCAGUUGUGGCCAACUUAAGUGCCAGAGUGGGAUCCAUUGGGGAUAAUCGCUUGGGGGGAUGGCACUCAUAUCGAUCUUCUAAGGCUGCACUUAAUCAGUUGACAAAAACUGUGUCAGUGGAAUUUGCACGAAAGAAAGAUCCAAUCAUAUGCCUUCUAUUGCACCCAGGCACAGUGGAUACUGAUCUCUCUAGGCCAUUUCAAAGAAAUAUAGCUGAAGGCAAGCUUUUCACUAAGCAGUUUUCAGUGCAGAAGCUCUUAAGUAUCAUCAAUGGUGCUAAAAGUCAUGAUAAUGGCAAGUUUUUUGCCUGGGAUGGUCAAGAAAUCCCUUGGUAAUAGGUGAAAUCUUUUUAAAUGGAAUUCUUCGAUCAAUUUCUCAAAGUUUCUUUGUCAAAAUCAGAUGAAGAUUCAGUUGAGUGAAUUGUAUGUGAAUUAACUGGCUAUCAAUAGCUCUUGAUGCACAUUUGAAUUUGUUUAUAUGUUUUGUGAGUAGGGUUGUAAAACAAACUAAAUUAUUUGAGCCUAACUUUAAAAUUCGAUUGAGAUUGACUCAUUUUUUAAACUAGUUAAAUUUGAACA
This is a messenger RNA of Camellia sinensis, 1393 nucleotides long. The record is from RefSeq and is a predicted model, not a curated record. NCBI's taxonomy places the organism in Eukaryota, Viridiplantae, Streptophyta, Magnoliopsida, Ericales, Theaceae.